UGACUGAGAUGAAUGAUUUUUAUUGACAUAUAGUUUCUUGGUAACGCUGCUCUGUGGUGUGUACUGUGACUUUAAAGGCCGCUCCUCCUCCUCUGCUUUCCUCCGCUGUGGAGGUGCUGAAACGUCGCCUUUCUCGUUUCAGAGCAAGCAGCCAUGGCUGAAAUAAAGACGGGCAUAUUUGCCAAAAACGUCCAAAAAAGGCUCAGUCGGGCACAAGAGAAGGUUCUGCAGAAGUUGGGAAAGGCAGAUGAGACAAAAGAUGAACAGUUUGAGCAGUGUGUGCAGAACUUCAAAAGACAGGAGACUGAGGGCUCUAGGCUACAGAGGGAGAUGAAGGCUUACAUAGCAGCUGUGAAAGGGAUGCAGCAGGCUUCUAUGAAUUUGACAGAGUCAUUACAUGAAGUCUAUGAGCCUGACUGGCACGGCAAGGAUGACGUCAUGACCAUUGGAAAGAACUGUGAUGCUUUGUGGGAGGACUUCCAUCAGAAGCUAGUGGACUCCACUCUCGACACAUUGGAAACAUAUUUGACACAGUUCCCAGAUCUCAAGGUGCGUGUAGCGAAGAGAAGCAGGAAGUUAAUUGACUAUGACAGUGCAAGGCACCAUCUUGAGACCCUUCAGACAUCAACCAUGAGGAAUGAGAAAAAAAUAGCAAAAGCAGAGGAAGACUUGAAAAAGGCACAAAGGGUUUUUGAUGAUCUCAAUGUUGGCCUGCAGGAUGAGCUGCCCACGCUCUGGGACAAUCGGGUGGGGUUCUAUAUAAGCACCUUCAAGAAUGUCUCUGGCCUGGAAGCCCGAUUCCACAGGGAGAUCUCUUUUCUCUGUCACAAGCUGUAUGAAGUGAUGAAUAAGCUUGCUGAGCAGCAUUCCGACAAAAUGUUCACUAUUCAAGGAGCACCCAGUGACUCGGGACCACUCCGAUUAGCCAGGACCCCCACCCCUCCUGAUGAUGAAAGCCCAGACAGCAGCCCAGCUGCCAGCCCCAACCACAUACUGAGGCCCAGCUCCCCUGGCCCUCCUCGACCCAAAUCCCCUUCACAGCUUAAGAUGGGACCUCCAAAACCUCCUCCUCCAAAAGUUACUCCAACCAGGGAGCUGCAACAAGAGCAGAUAAUAGACCUGUUCGACGGAGGCUUUCCAGAGAUCAGUGUUACCUUACCACAGCCAAACGAGAAACCCGGAGAAUCUCUCCUGGACUUGGAUUUUGAUCCGUUUAAGCCUGAUAUAAAUACACCUAUUGGGCAGACCCAAUCACCCAUAUCUCAGACACUACCUUGGGAUCUUUGGGCGGGAAAUGCAGAGCCUGCACAGCCUGCUACCGAUGCUGGCUUCACUGCCAAUUGGGCAGCAGACUUUAGCUCGCCAUCAGCUUCGGGUGCAGAGGAAUCUGGAAAUGUUCAGCCUGCAGUUGAAGGCCAGGGCUGGCCACCUGCUGAGGGCUGGCCUACAGAGGCAGUUCCACAGCCCCAAGGAGAGGCAGCCACUGAUGAGGUGUCCAACAAGACUUUUAAUGGAUUUUCUAAGGAUGCAACAGUCCCAACAUUUGCUGCCGAAUUUGAUAAUAUGUCUGAGGCUCAGGCCCCAGAGAGUGAUGUAGCUGAAGGAGAAGUUGAAGCAACCCCAGCUUCAGUACCUGAGGGUGCUGAGAGCCCCGUCACAACUCCCCCUACAGACACCCAACCAGAGGAGACCACUGCCUCAAGCCCCCCAGCAGAGAAAGCCACUAGCCCUGUGGAGUCUCCUGUGUGUGCUGAGACUGAAGCAGCUGAGCUGACUGAGCUCCCAACCGAAGACAUAGAAAAGGAGCAACCCAACCAAGAAGUGCCGGAAUCAUCUCCAGUUCAAGAAACAGAGGUGUCACCUGCAGAGGCUAUUGCAGAAGAUAAAGAGUCUCCCAUUGAAGAGACUCUGAUUAUAGAUGCCAAACCAGAGGAAGAGGCCAGUUCAAUAGAAGCCAAACCAGGGGGCCCUGACAAUGUUGAGCCCAAACCAGAAGAUGAACCAGAUAAUGUUGAAUCCAAACCAGGAGAGGUUCCUGAUAAUGUUGAACCCCAACCAGGGGAUGAAACCAGUAAGGAGGGUGCAGAAAACAAUGGGAAAGAGGAGGAGAAGAUGCGUAUUCCUUCUGUUGUCAUUGAGCCUGCCUCUAGUAACGAGGGUGAUGAUGACCGUGAUGGUGAUAUCACAUCUCCAACAGCAACCAGUGACAAUGGAGUGACACCAGAAUUCCAAACAACCAAAGAGCCCUUUGGAAUGCCUUCUGGCUACCUUUUCAAGGUUGAAACACUGCAUGAUUUUGAUGCAGCAAACCCAGAUGAACUGGAACUGAAGAAAGGAGACAUUGUUUUGGUAAUACCCACAGAGCUGGCUGAAGAUCAGGAUGCUGGUUGGCUCACUGGCAUCAAAGAGAGUGAGUGGUUACAGCUGGGUACCUCAGCUCACAAAGGACUGUUUCCUGAAAACUUUACAAAGCGUCUGGAGUAAAAUGACCUCAGUGUGUUGUGAGAAGGCAAGUGGAUCUGAACGCUAGCUGACAGACCCACCCACCACAAAGUCUUAAGUACUGAUGACACCUGUCAAUCAGACUGGGCAGGAAAUGACACAAUCAACAAAAUGAAGCAAGUGGAGACUCAAAUACUUACUCAGAACAUAAAGAAAAUAAUCAAGCAUGACGUGAUAGUAUGGUCAACCUUUCUCGCAAAAACAAGAUAUACCUGUUUUUGUUUGUUUCCCUGUGAGCAGCAACGAAUUGAUGUGUGCUUUGUUGGAACUCUGGUGAGUUCCACAUGUAACCCCUGUCCGUUUAAAGAAGAACUAAAGUGAAGGUUUUCCCCCUGAAGACAGAAAAUACCUUACCCUCUCUGCACCAAGUGUAUUGUAUUGACUUUGUUGCUCUGCAGCAAAUUUUAUCAGAAUUUGUAGUGAUAUGAUCUAUUUAACCAUUCUAAGUGUUACACAGGACUUAGGUGUUUUCUUUGAGAUAUUUCAGAUAUAAAUGUUACAUUUGCAUCAUUAGUGUUCACUGUAGUUUCACGGCAGGCCAUGCGCGGCUAUGGUGGUGGUAUUUGGCAUAUUUGAUAUUGAUGUUGUUAUGGACAAGACUUUCAGUGUUUAUGCCAAAUUAAUCAAAAUCCUAAUGAAUAUGGAUAUCUGGUGAGUUUACAACAUGUGAAAUGUUCUGAGAAGAAUUCAGAAAUAUUGCACCAGGCAAAUACAGCUUUGCAAAAUGUAGCUCCCUGUAAGUACAGACAUUAUGUGUAUUAUAUUCACAAUUACAUAAACACAGAACUUAUCCUUGAAUGGACGUGGAAAUAUGAAUUUGUGAAUGAUGUUUUAUGUUUGAAGAAAUUGUAUUUAUUCAACUUUAUAUUUUUUAAGCCAAUGAUCAGUGGGAGAGUUUGGGGGUGGGAAAUUGAAAAAAUAAUAUGCAAUAUAUGUGAUUGGUUGAUAGAGUAAUCAUUGUCUUCAUCGUUUGGUUCUGAGACAAAAACAGCAUCACUCCUGUGUUCCUAUUGUUAGCCUCACUGUAGAGCAUUUCUGUGAUGUACAUACAGUAUCUGUGCUAAUUUACCUAUAAAGUGAAUAAAGAAUAGUUAGUAUAAGUUUUGGUUCAGCUUAAGGAGUUGAACAGCAUAUCAAUAUAUAAAGUUGGUUUCUUCCAAA
Messenger RNA from Myxocyprinus asiaticus (Chinese sucker), 3663 nucleotides. Its product is annotated as amphiphysin-like. Gene Ontology annotation, cellular component: plasma membrane; synaptic vesicle; cytoplasm. The coding region runs from base 154 to 2484 and encodes 776 amino acids. Lineage: Eukaryota; Metazoa; Chordata; Actinopteri; Cypriniformes; Catostomidae. Gene Ontology annotation, molecular function: protein binding; phospholipid binding. The transcript is spliced from 26 exons. The record is from RefSeq and is a predicted model, not a curated record. Gene Ontology annotation, biological process: synaptic vesicle endocytosis.